GCCGCGGGCCCCGCGGGCUCGACACUGCCCCGCCCCCUCUCCCCCCGCGGGUGCCCGGGCUGGGCGAUGGGGCCGGCCGCCCGAGGGCCCGCGGGGGGCAGCCCGCAGUCAGCCCGCAGCCGCUCGCCGCUGGAGCCGCGUCCGCGGUCUGUGGGUCGGUGGACGCCCGCCCCGCCCCGGAGGGUGGCUCCCGCACCUACAUCUCGCCGGCCGCCGACGGCUUGGUUCCCGUCUGCCUCAGUUGCUCCAUCCUCCCUUGAGACAUGUCCCUGGGGGAUGCAAGGAGCCUGGUGCCCUGCAAUGGCAGUAGCACCUGGGGGUUCUUUGACCCUGAGAACUUGAACCUGACUGACGAAGAGCUGAGACUCAAGUACCUGGGGCCUCAGAAGACAGAGCUGUUCACGCCCAUCUGUGCCACGUACCUGCUGAUUUUUGCGGUGGGCACCGUGGGCAAUGGGCUGACCUGCGUGGUCAUCCUGCGCCAUAAGACCAUGCACACACCCACUAACUACUACCUCUUCAGCCUCGCUGUGUCAGACCUACUGGUGCUGCUGGUGGGCCUGCCCUUGGAGCUUUAUGAGAUGUGGUGCAACUACCCUUUCCUGCUGGGUGCUGGUGGUUGCUACUUCCGCACCCUGCUCUUCGAGACUGUCUGCCUGGCCUCGGUGCUCAAUGUCACUGCCCUAAGCGUGGAGCGCUAUUUGGCGGUGGUGCACCCGCUGCAGGCCAGGUCCAUGGUGACUCCGGCCCAUGUGCGCCGUGUGCUCGGGGCCAUAUGGGGCCUGGCCGUGCUUUGCUCUCUGCCCAACACCAGCCUUCAUGGCAUCCGGCAGCUGGACGUGCCCUGCCGGGGCACAGUGCCUGGUUCGGCCAUAUGCACUCCGGUCCGCCCCCUGGCCCUCUACAACCUGGUCGUGCAGACUACAGCUCUGCUCUUCUUCUGCCUGCCCAUGGCCACCAUUACUGUGCUCUACCUGCUCAUUGGACUGCAGCUGCAGCGUGAAAGGCUGCUGCCCCUCGGCAGCAGGGAGGCCAAGGGCAGGGCCAGGGCCAGCAGCAGCUACAGGCUCCAGCGGCUACAGGACAGGGGUCGGACCCAGGUGACCAAGAUGCUGUUUGUGCUCGUCAUAGUGUUCGGGAUCUGCUGGGCUCCAUUCCACAUUGACCGCCUCAUGUGGGGCUUCGUGUCCCAACGGGCCGAGGGCCUGCUCCUGGCCUUCCAGUACGUGCACGUCGUCUCUGGCGUCUUCUUCUACCUCAGCUCGGCCGCCAAUCCUGUGCUCUACAGCCUCAUGUCCAGCCGCUUCCGGGAGACCUUUCGGGAAGCGCUGUGCUUGGGGACCCGGUCCCGCCGUCGCAGACCCCACCGCCACUCCCACAGCCUCAGCAGGGUGACCACGGGUAGCAUCCUGUGUGACUUGGGGUCCCCGGGCGACAGGGCCCACCCUCUGGCUGGGAACAGCGGCCCAGAGGGGCAGCAAGAGACUGACUCCUUCUGAGUGGCGUCUUGAAACCACUUCAUCUUGAGGUAAAAGGGCCACACACAGUUCUAGGAGCCGUACCUGCCUCCUCUGCGGGGGUGUCUGCAUGACCUGUCCCCCUUUGUGCCCUGCCACCACUUAGCCUAAAAAACUCUCACCAGUACCUCAGUGUUCCUAUCCCAUCCAUGUAUCCGAAGGCAUAUGAGGUCGCUGUCUGCCCUCCAGACCACCAGGGCCACAGUUCAAGUCCUUCCCCCGCAGAAACGUGGCAGUCGGCUACUGACAGAGCAAGCCUCCACCUGGAGACCCCCCCACUCCCACCCUCAAUUUCUGAAGUGUUUCCAUGCAGUCCACCUUCCUCAUUUCUGGUUGAGCUUCUGUGGGUUCCUGCCCCUCUGGCCCCCCCUAGCUCAGCCUGCACCUGGGACCUUCUCCCUGGCACCCCCACGGCCUGUGUCGGCUCGUUCUGCUCUGAGAUCUCUACCUGAUGGAGCUUCUGGGUGGUGGAUGGGGACAGGUGGUCCAGGGGACUUGGUUCCAAUCUCAGCCCUGCUGCCACCACCCUGCUGUGUGUCAUCCAACAGCAAAUUGCCUCACUUUCUAAGCCUUGGUCCCAUUUUGUUUGCAAAAUGAAAGGGAGCCUGAGAUUCUACAGUGUCACGUUUUGGCACGUUAGCUGUGGUUUCCUGUGCACGUGCAUACGUCACUGCUUGUGACGAAGCUGAUGGAAAUCCUCUGAUUAACAAGGUGGAGGUUACUGUCUACAUCCUCACCACCUCCCAGCUCUAGCUCCCUCCCGACUGCCCCAGGCCCCUCAGCACACCCUCUGAAAGCCACUCAGGGCACAUUCUUUGCUUCAUCUAGAACAGGUGGGGCUUGGGACUAAUGGAAAGCCAGCAAGUGAGCAGAGGCCCCCACCUGCCUCCAACCUCACCUCCUCGCAGGCUGGCUUGGGGGUCUGAAGUGAGCAGAGCUUUAGGCCUGGCUGGCCAGAGGAUCUCUGGGGACAAGAGACAUGGGCAAGGAGUGACCUUGUGAGGACAGCUCUGCUUGGGGCUCAGUGAGGUGAGAAGAGAGACAGGGACCAGUAGGUCCUGAAAGGAAGGCCCAGCCCAGAUGCCUGGGGCCCAGUGGGGUGCUUGGCCAGCACGUGCUUAGUGGCUGGAGCUUGUCCUGCUGCAAGCGCUUGGGCCCUGUCCUCCUCCUGAGGGGAGACUGCUCAGGAAGAGCCCUGGCCUCCCGGCCUCCUCGGUGGGAGCAGCGGGUGCCCAGGCAGGAGAAGGCAGCGUGCUGUGGGCUCCGUUGGCCUGAGUUCUCCCUGCAGACCCUCCCCAGCUUGGCCCCAGGUCCCUGCCUGUAAAGUGGAAGCGACUGUACAGGGCUGCACAAAAUGUCCUGGAGUUUUUGAAAUUCAAUUGUAAAAAUAACAAAUGUUCAUUGUGGGAAGUUUGGAAAGUACAGAUGAGCAAAAGUGAAAACAGUUUUAAAUAAUUACAAACCACCCUUGCCAGGGGCUGCGGGGGGCGGGGGAAACGGAGAGUUGCUUCCUAGGUACAGAGUCUCAGGUCGGCAGGAUGAAAAAGUUGCAGAGAUUGGUUG
Messenger RNA from Manis pentadactyla (Chinese pangolin), 3080 nucleotides. RefSeq names its product neuromedin U receptor 1 (gene NMUR1). The coding region runs from base 264 to 1499 and encodes 411 amino acids. Gene Ontology annotation, molecular function: neuromedin U receptor activity. The transcript is spliced from 3 exons. The record is from RefSeq and is a predicted model, not a curated record. NCBI's taxonomy places the organism in Eukaryota, Metazoa, Chordata, Mammalia, Pholidota, Manidae. Gene Ontology annotation, biological process: G protein-coupled receptor signaling pathway. Gene Ontology annotation, cellular component: plasma membrane.